Molecule: messenger RNA, 1683 nt
Organism: Alternaria atra
Lineage: Eukaryota; Fungi; Ascomycota; Dothideomycetes; Pleosporales; Pleosporaceae
Exons: 3
Coding region: 1-1683 (560 amino acids)
Biological process (GO): transmembrane transport
Molecular function (GO): transmembrane transporter activity
Source: RefSeq, a predicted model, not a curated record
AUGGGUUUCCUCGGUAUCAUCGAGGAUAAGCAUCUUGCUCAUGUACCCGCAACAGUCAUCCUCAAUGAGGAACAGGAUCCUCUCACCGUCUCGGGAGUGGCUUCAGCAAGCCUGAAGCGUGGCACUGGUAAAGAUGCAGAUGUUAUUCUGAUACCACAACCUUCCGAAGACCCCAACGAUCCAUUAAACUGGUCAUAUACGAAGAAGAUGGUCAUUAUGAUUAUCGUCGGCUAUGGAUCUGUACUCUACGCGGCCGUGCUAUCUCCUCUUCUGUCACCCGCACUGGUACUCAUUGCGGCAGACUACGGAAAAAGUGUCGGAGACAUCACAGUUAUCUCAGGAUACAUGCUGCUGGUGACUGGAGGUGUCGGGCCUAUAGUCAGCGCGUUGUCUAGGAAAUACGGAAAGCGUCCUCAACUCUUGAUUGCGUCGCUCUUUGGUUUGCUUGGAACCGUAAUUGGCAGUGCUGCGGACAGCUACGAGGGUCUCUUAGCUGGGCGUAUCAUUCAAGGAGGUUCUGUCUCCGCUUUCGAGUCCCUCGUAGUUGCCAUGAUUGGUGAUCUCUUCUUCGUUCACCAGCGUGGUGGGUUCAUGACACUCAUUCAGUUCAUAUUGGGCGCCGCUUCGAACUUCUCUGCCAUCAUCGUCGGACCCAUUGCAACAAAUCUCGGAUGGCGUUAUCUAUUCCACAUCCUCAUCCCUUUCGUGGCUCUCGAAGUCAUCCUUCUCUUCUUCUUCGUCCCGGAAACCAACUACAAUCGUGACCAUCGGUACGACAUCGACGAGCUAUCCAACGAUAACCUUGCAGAACUUGCAGCAGUCGAGAAACGACAUGCCGGUGACGGCGAGAAAGCUGAGAGCGACAAUAUGGUGAAGAUCGAGACAGCCACCAGCUCACCGCCUGCCAUGCGCCCAAAAAGGACUUUCGUACAGGAACUAGUUAUCUUCACCGGGACUUACUCGGACGAUAACCUUCUGCAACUCGUCAUCGCUCCCUUUGCUGUUUGCGCAAACCUAGCUGUACUAUGGAUGGUCAUAUUGACUGGAGGGCUUACUGCUUUCUUUGUCGCGCAAUCAUACGUUAUGGCUCAGAUCUUCAUGUCCCCUCCAUACCUGCUUAGCGCAGCUGGUGUCGGCUACCUCUCCUUGGGACCGUUCCUUGGUGGCCUUCUCGGAUCGAUCCUUCUUGGUGCGACACUUGACCCUCUUAUCAAAUGGUGCGCAAAGAAGAACAAAGGAGUCUACGAGCCCGAGUACCGCCUACUUGGUAUGAUUCCAUCGGUAACAAUCGUCAUUGGUCUAUGCCUAUUCGGCUACCUCGCUGAAGAAGGCAAAUCGUACUAUCUUACAGCUUUCUUCCACGGCAUGGACUUGUUCGGUAUUGUCACAGCCGCGAUCGCCGCAUCUUCUUAUGUCCUAGAUUCCUUCCGCGAUAUCAGCUCUGAAGUGUUCAUCAUUAAUAUGGUGUUGAAGAACUUCUUGUUCUAUGGCUUCUCAUAUUUUGUGAACGAUUGGGCGGCUACCGAAGGGCCUGCUGUGGUGUUCUACACUUUUGCAGGUAUUUCCGCCGCAAUGAUCAUCACGACCCCCCUGUUCUUUUUCUGGGGCAAACAGUACAGAAGCUACUGGCAUAGGCACAACUUGUUGCAGAAGUGGGGUAUUGCCACUCAUGCAGAGAUAUAA